Messenger RNA from Pomacea canaliculata, 5228 nucleotides. RefSeq names its product nuclear hormone receptor family member nhr-8-like. The transcript is spliced from 4 exons. The record is from RefSeq and is a predicted model, not a curated record. Gene Ontology annotation, molecular function: RNA polymerase II cis-regulatory region sequence-specific DNA binding; zinc ion binding; nuclear receptor activity. The coding region runs from base 409 to 2628 and encodes 739 amino acids. Gene Ontology annotation, biological process: cell differentiation; negative regulation of transcription by RNA polymerase II; positive regulation of transcription by RNA polymerase II. Lineage: Eukaryota; Metazoa; Mollusca; Gastropoda; Architaenioglossa; Ampullariidae.
GUACACAUCAUUCGUGACCCCUGACCUCUGACGUUUGACACCAGCAUGCUGGCUGAAACCACACAGAUGCACUGAAUCGCGUUUACUUUUUUUUUUUAAUACUUGAAUUUUCGCAAUCGAUUAUUGGAGAGCAAAGCUGCCUGUGUUUGCUAAAUGCAUCCCAAACCACAUUACUUCACCAACCCGCCAUUCCCUGGUCUCUCAUGCACCGCACGUGUAAGCAACGCGACUGAACGCAGCCUGACCCACUUUUUUUUUUUUUUUCCCCCGUUGGCUGUCAUUGGACGCAAGUUCGACAACUCUCCUGUCGAGAAAAUGCCCGACACUGACAGCGCGAACUGCCUGGUACCCUGACCCACGAUGGACGAUGUAGGUCGCUGUGGCAUUAUCUGGAGAUUUUGAUGCAUCAUGUCUUCAGAAUGUGAACCUCCUCACCAGGGUGCAGACCUGGAACAGUUUGAGACCAACACUGGUGUCGCCUCUCCUGUUCCAGCAACCCAGCUUCUAGAGCAGGACGUUGACAUUCAAGGAAGAGGAAGUUUGAUUGUACAGAGCCUAGAAUUGGCCAGGGGUGUGGGAGUUGCUGAGGCAUCUAUUCAUGACACUCUCCUGGAUGAAAAGCCUGUUGUAUUUCCUGUUUUUCAGGAAAACUCAAAUUUUCAUUGCCUGCACCAGGAUAAGGGCAAUGAAGCUGCAAGACAAGGUCUUACACAAGGUCCUCACUCCAAGGAAGGACAGCUGCGUGAACUGUUAGUGAUGGGUUUUUCAGAAAUCCAUGAACCAGCAAAAGAGACAAACACCUCAACAGUGAAUGCAACUCAUGAACAGUUCUCAGUCACCGCCCACAACAGUAUACCCAACAGUAUGUACUCAUCACAAGAAGAGUGUUCCAUGCCUGUUGACCUCCAUACUGAAGGUCCUGCUGCAAUGAUGGCUGCUGUGGCAAUCAAAAUGGAAGAAAAUGAGCUCCCUCGACCCAAGAAGAUCAGACACAAAAAGCGGGUGAACGGAAAGAAUGUGUGCCUAGUGUGCGGAGACAAAGCUCUGGCUCACAAUUUUGGAGUUAUCACCUGUGAGUCCUGCAAAGCAUUCUUCAGGCGUAAUGCUCUGAAGCUUCAGAGCGUGCAGAAGUGCAUGUUUCACAACAGGUGUGUCAUCGACAAGAACACGCGCCGCUUCUGCCCUUCAUGCCGCCUGAAGAAGUGCUUUGACAUCGGAAUGAAAGCUGACCUGAUCCUCGACGAGGAGGAGCGGCGCCUGCGGCAAGAAAAGAAAAACCUGCGGAUCAAGCGCCAGGCUGCCAGCAGCAGCACCUCAGCGGACGGGGAGACCCCCGGCGACGUGCAGGUGGGAUCUUCUAGCAGACCUGGCGUGGCAGAGCUCAGCGACAACUCGUCCACCCUCAGUCCGGACAGCGCAGGCAGCCUGGCCUUCUCACCCAGCAGCCGCACCCCCUCCGCCUCGGUCUCCUUCCACCAGGUUUCCCCUCUCCCCUCCAUCCACACGCUGCGCGAGUCUGUUGAGAGCCCUCAGGCUGCCGCCCUCGGGCAAGCCUCGCCCAUGUACUCCCAGCCUCCGACGUACGCCAUCCCGUCUCCAGCCACUGCGGGUCCAUCCUUGUCCGACCCAUCGUCAUUGAAAGGGGUCAUGGCGGACUGGGCGGCCGCCCUCCCCUCCUUGCUGCCGCAGUCCCUGGUGUCCAGCAGCGUCGGCCAGCAAUCGCCGUUGCAUUUAGCCCGCAGGGUUCUGUCGAAGGCGUUGAGCAUCACGACCAGUCCUGCAGAGGCUGCACCCUCGCAGAGACAAGACGGCGAAGUGAGGGAGGAGAAGCGGCUGGACGACCUUCCGUUUCCACUGCCGGGUCCGGCGGCGCGUCUGUUCCACCACGUGGCGUUGGACCAGCUGCCUUCCGAUCCCUUCAUGUACUGGCUGGUGUCAUCGGAGGAGCGGCUGGUGCUGGCCAACCUGACGACGGCGUAUCAGGACGUGUUGCUGACGCUGUCGGAGCGCGGCUUGUACCGCAACGUGCCGCUGUGCGACACCUACUUCCUGCACGACUUCCUGAACGAGAUCGACGACGCCAUGUACCGCAUCGUGCAGUUCUCCAAACACAUCGCCGACUUCCGCCUGGUAGGCAAGGAGGACCAGAUCGCCAUGUUGAAGGCCUCGGCUAUGCAGACUUUGGGCAUCGCCUGCUGCGCCGUCUACGUCAGCGAGCGCGACUGCUGGCUGAGCCUGCGUGGUGACCUGACCUUGACCCACCUACGGACCUUGACCAACGACGAUCCGUACAUCCAGACGGGCGUGGAGUACUGCCGCUCGGUCAAGUCGCUGGCCAAGAACGACUUCACCAUCUACGCACUCAUCCACUGCAUGAUCCUCUUCGACCCGCGCGACGCCAAGAUCGUGGACCGACAGCUGAUCAACCAGACGCGCGACAAGUACGUCAUCAUGCUCAAGCACUACCUGGAGUCUCAGUACUCCUACCUUUUUGCUGACGAGUACUUCGUGGCCAUCCAGGAGCGCGUGCGGGAGAUGUGCCACCUGGCCCAGAGCGGCAACGCCUUCUACAAGCGCUACUCCUCUGCUUUCCAGCCGCUGAUUGCCGAGAUGCUGAGCGCCACCUGAAGGACCCCCUUCCACAAGGAGGGGUUGGAGCAAGAAGGGUUGUAGUUAGGGUAAUGUGCCCAUUCGAGGCCGUACCUUUCCCCUUUGGCAUCCCGCCUCCCUCCAUCUAUCCCUUCCUCAGGUAUUCUUUUGUACUACCUCCUUAGUCAUCUUUGUCAGACCGAUUUUUACUACCAGCUCCCCGCCACCAGGAGACAUUCGUGAUUAUCAUCUGCCACGCAAGUCGUCCUCGUUAUCAUUAUCAUCAGCUGUAUUCAUAAAACCCGGUCUUGGUCCAACUACCUUUCAUUUUUGAGUACAUGUAAUUGAUCUUCAUGUUGACUGCUGUAGCAAUCAAGCAACACAUUUCACGCCUGAGAUUUUUCGUAGCAAGCUCGGUGAUUUUCUUAAGGUUCAGCCCUUCGCCACCUUCUGUUUUACUAUAAUGAUUAUUUUUUUACAUUUGAUCACAGGAGAACGACAGGAAAUUUGAUUUUCCAGAUUCCUUGUAAUUUCUUCUUAUUCAGCUAGUCAUUGAAUGAGAGGUUUCCCCCGUUAUGUGCAAUUUCGCCAUGGUAUGUCAUCUUUCCUUGACAUAUUUCUCGCUCAUAUCUCUUAUCUGAUGGUCCUGGCACCCAUUAUCCACCACCACCCCCUCCCCCGACAUCUGUAGGUGCUGUCUCAUCGCGUGCGUGAUCAGCGUCAUCGUGUCUGAUAGUCACGUGACCAUUGCAUUUCUGUCUUGUCAGCAAGUCAUUGUAUUGCUUCCUUUCAUGACUGCUUCUUUCACGUCCUCCAUUCCUGCCAUUAUACUCUUUCAAUCAGUCUUACGUCUAUAAAUGGGACCCAAGGUAGGUCCUCGUUUAAAUGUAUGCUAGGGAACAGAUUUCUUUCCACUAAUGGCUGGGUAAAGCCCCCAAUAUUAAAAAAAACUUCAGAAUCAAAAGCUUUAUUGCCAGACGAACUCUAUACUCAGAUGUUCCUGGCGACAUUCGCAGGGUGCCUUUACUACUAGCCUGUUUUUUCUGGUCACGUGGUUUUACGUCAGCGCGUGCCUUAAUUAAAAGCCAGUCCCUAGGGAAUGUCUUCACAUUCCACCGAAACCUGGAUAAGGCGUGUCCCACUGCUCAAAUAAAACGAGAAGAUAUUGCCAAACAGUGGCAUGAAUUUUUAAAGUUAACGCCCACUACAGGCUGAGGAAUGGAAACUGCUGAAGGCAAUGUAUAGUAGCGGACGAGUGUCGGAAGUCACAGCUUUCAGCAAACCAAAAGAUUACAGGAGUUGGGCUACCAUGAAGCUCAAUGAUUUUUUUUCAACCGAGAUGUUAGUUCCUUGAUGUCGGCAGCAUUUUUCCAAGCGCAAAAAAAAAAAAAAAAAAAAAAUGAGAGCCCAAUUUAUGGGCAUCAGAAGUAUGGAAUCACUUUUGAAACUUUUUAAUUUUUUCCCAAAGUAACCUUUAUUUGGAUUUUGGGAAGUACAUGAAAGGUGUUAUUGUUGUGAUGUUCAUUGUAUUGUCGGUGAUGCUGACGGUCUGUCAUAGAUGUUUGAUAUGCAUCGUGGUCUCUCUUUGACACUAGAAUGCUGAAGUCUAGGUGAAAGUGUUUGUAAGAAGACUUUUUAAUAGAAAGACUGUGAUUUGUAUAUUUGUUAAAGAGUUUUAGUAGAUACACAUUUUCCUCCUAUAUCUCGGUGCCACAUUAUUUGCUUUUGUUGUUCGUGACAAGGGGUGGGGUUAUUCUUACGUGUAUUGUUUGAGAAAUGUGGACGGUGAAAAUUAUUCGAGACUUUUUUCCCAAGAGCAUAUAUAUAUAUAAAACUUUAAGCUAGUUGUCAUUUCUUUGCCUCGGUAAUAGUUUAAACUGCUUAGUCUCUCACACAGAACAGAGUGUAGGUACACUCAAUACCGUUCCGAGGGCUCGUGGGUCAUGGAGUUGAAACACCACUUACACCAGUGAAGCACACAGCUGACAGUCCUCGAUGACAACCUACAUCACUAUCUUCGCUGGUGUUAGAGUAGGAGGGAUGUGGGGCCAGCUGCUUUCUGUUAUCUUUGUUGGUUUUUUUAUCCGUUUUCCGCCCAUAUGGGUUAAAAUGUUGAUAAUGUGUACCUGUGAUUGUGGUCUUAUUGCCUUAAUCUGUUAGUUUCGACAAUCCACAAGUGAUUUUAACUGCUGAGAGAAUUUCACAGCUGAAUUGUUACUGUAGGAAUGUUUGUAUGCGUGAUCAUAAACCCAGUGAAAGGAAGUAAUAUAUUACCCACACGAAAUAUUUUAUUGUCAUACGAUAACCAUGUUGCCAUGUUUACUAAUUGCUGUUAAUGAAAAUAGAAACGAUUUUUGUAUAAUCUUGUACAGUAAUUGCUUAACAGAUUUAUAGGACAUGUAUGACGCAUAUAAAAGGCAAGGACUAUCUUUACUAUUCGGUUUGUUUUGACCUCAAGUGUUAACUGAUAAGACUGUUAUAAAAUGAAUAUCUUAUUGUUGACAGACUGGAAGAACAUGUUUGUAUUAUGGUUGUGUUCGUCUUUAUCACGACGCACGUGUUACUGUCGUUACCACUUUCAUCGCCAUCGUGUCGCCUUUGUUGCUUUGUACACAACCAGUAAAAUGAAAGACUUACUA